Messenger RNA from Symbiodinium necroappetens, 2325 nucleotides. The record is from the annotation of a GenBank genome assembly. NCBI's taxonomy places the organism in Eukaryota, Dinophyceae, Suessiales, Symbiodiniaceae.
AUGAAACACGGGAUUGCAAUCGGGAAGGUAUCUGCGGCCAGCGGGGUGAAAGUGCCUACCAUUCGCUACUACGAGCAGAUCGGACUUCUAGCAGCACCGCCGCGCACGGGGGGCGGACGACGAAGCUAUGACCGCAAAGACAUAGAACGGCUGAUUUUCAUUCGCCAUUCGCGAGAGCUCGGAUUCGACAUAGACGAGAUCAAGACAUUGCUGGCACUGCAGGAUUCGCCCGAUCAGUCCUGCGAAGAGGCCGAUGCGAUUGCCAAUAUCCAUCUCGUCGAGGUCAAGAAGAAGAUCGUCAGCCUCACCGCUCUGCAGCAUGAACUGGAGCGCAUGGUUGCAGGAUCCUCCCACGGUCGGGUCGAGAUCUGCAGGGUCAUCGAAAUCCUGGCCGAUCACGGUAAUUGCCAAUACCACGGAGAGACGCUAAGCAUUGGCGCGAUCAACUAUGUCGACGAACCCGCACUAACCACGCGUUCUGCGGACGGAAAUGAACCCGGAUCGCGAGAACUGAGUGGCGCCUGGUUGGCCGGCACGGUCCUGACGGGUCUCACAUCGGUUCUUCUGAUGGGUGCUGCGCUUUAUGUUUCAUUCGCGGACAUCGCGAGCUACUCGACAGCCUACAAAUCGCUUGCAGUUGAGCGGCGAACAGCGCCCGCAGCCGCAGAAGGCAAGACAAGCCGGGCUCGUCCCUUGCUGGAGACCCGUUCCGACCGCGAGAUUGUCGUUGCUAGCGUACUGGCUAGUGACGGUGGUUCGGGCAUGAUCCGCAAUGCCUCAUUCGUGCGUGUCUCCGCAACCCUGGCCACCUCCCAGACCGCCCUGACGGAUGAUAUCGUCGUAUAUUCUCCUGAGACUUACAUCGAGGCAUUGCCCGAGGACGACUUCUCUCAGGUAGCGCAACAGAUCAGCACGGACAUUGUUGGGGCGCCUUCGGCAGAGGUGAGCAUCACCUACACGACGCUGCCGUCAGGCUAUGUGCCUAGGCCGACUAUAAGUGAUGCCCUGGCCGCUGCUCACGUAGGAUCGCUGACAUCGCCCGACUAUGCGGCCCCAGACGUGGCGCUCGCAUAUUUUGGGGCCGACGCAUCAUUGAGCGCCGGUACCCCACUCGUAGGGGUGGCUGAAAACGUAACCGUCGUGCCCAAAACGGCGGCCACCGGAGGCAAUCGAGCGGUGUCCGAACGCGUCAUCAAGCUCGACGCCGAUGCUCCGCUGCUUGACACCCUGGUUGCGAACGGCUUCACGCGGAACUCGGCCGCAGAUGUGCAGGAGAUGAUCCAAAACCUCUAUCGUCUCUCAACGCUUGAGGCCGGAUCGCGCCUACGUAUCCUUCUCGGUCCAUCAAGCAGUGGCGCUGGCCUCGUCCCUUACCGGAUGAGCAUUUAUCGGCACGAGGUCGCGUCCAAUAGCGACAGGCAUGCAGUUACUGUCGCUUUGACCGACAUGGGCCGCUACGUCGUGGCGUUACCGCCGCCGGACAUCCCCUUCUCAGAGGAGAGCACAGAGCAGAUCGAUGUGGCCAACCUGCCCAGCAUUUAUCAAUCGAUCUGGGAGACAGGCCGCCGCAAUAGCGUUGCCGACGAAGUCAUUGCGCAGGUUGUGGCUCUCGUUGCCUAUGAUGCAGACCUGACACGUCGCGUGCAGCCGGGAGAUGGUAUCGAACUGCUGACUGCUGCGCCGGAAGACGAACUGGUCGAACAACUGCUCUAUGUGGCGAUCUCUCUGGGCAAUACCGAGCGCCGUUUCUAUCGCUAUGUCGAACCGGACGGCACAGUCGCCUUUUUUGACGAGCAGGGAGAGAGCGGCAAGCGCUUCCUGUUGCGCCGCCCACUGGAGGGUGGCGGCCGUCUCACCUCUGCAAUGGGGACACGCAUCGAUCCGUUCAACGGGGGAAAUGCCGACCAUCAGGGGACGGAUUUCGCCGCCCCACGCGGCACGCCGAUCUACGCCGCCGCCGAUGGUGUCAUCGACAUGGCUCAAUGGUUUUCAGGCUACGGUCGGUACGUUCAGAUCAAGCAUCUGAACGGGUAUCAGACCGCCUAUGCGCAUAUGAACGCGAUCGCCGACGGCAUCACUCCCGGGACCCGCGUCCGACAGGGUCAGGUCAUCGGCUAUGUGGGCUCGACCGGGCGAUCCACAGGCAAUCAUUUGCACUUCGAGCUGGAGAUCAACGGCCGGAUCGCCGAUCCACUGGAGAUCAAGCUGCCUCGGACACGGACGUUAACGUCUCAGUACAUGGACGAUUUGCGGCAAACUGUAGAGCAGGUCCAAACUAUCAUGGAAAUGCCGGCAAGCAGCCAGAUAUUUCAUGCAGCUAUAUGA